This is a messenger RNA of Gossypium arboreum, 1957 nucleotides long. RefSeq names its product triacylglycerol lipase 2-like. Gene Ontology annotation, biological process: lipid metabolic process. Gene Ontology annotation, molecular function: hydrolase activity, acting on ester bonds. The transcript has 9 exons. NCBI's taxonomy places the organism in Eukaryota, Viridiplantae, Streptophyta, Magnoliopsida, Malvales, Malvaceae. Bases 416 to 1654 code for a protein of 412 amino acids. The record is from RefSeq and is a predicted model, not a curated record.
GUGUGUAAGAAAGAGCGAAAGAGAGGGGAGAGGGAGAUGGUUUCUUUGAUAGAUGCAUGGAACGGCUACCGAAUGUAAUAAUUCACCGAUUCAGCUCAGUUUCACAAAAUGAAUAAUUCACUUAUAAAUCUAAAUGAUAAAUUUUCUUUUUAAAAGAAAAGCUUCAUCUCUGGUCCCACUUUCGCUUCCCUUCUCACAGGAAAUAUUGUAAAAAGCCCCCAUAUUUUAAGCCUGGAAAUCUUAGUUGACAGUUCUAAGUGCAAGGAAUUAUAUACAUAAAAGAAAACCAGUAACCUUUUUCCCACUCCUUCUGCUUCUUUAUCUUCUUCCUUUGUCUUUAUAUAUAAUUGUAUAGCCAUUGAUUUUACCCUCAAAGAAAUACCCAAAAAAAAAAACAAAAAAAAACUAGCAAGUUAUGGCUCCUAGUGAGCUCUUAAGUUUGGCCUCCUUGAGCUUAUUACUGGCCUUGGUGGUCCAGCCUCAUGAAGCAUAUGGCUCGACCCGUGGUUCGUUCCUCAGCAAUGAUGGUUCAGCAGCAGUCAAUGGGAUAUGCGCCACCUCGGUGACUAUCCAUGGUUACAAAUGCCAAGAACAUGAAGUGAAAACAAAAGAUGGAUAUAUCCUUAGCAUGCAAAGAAUUCCAGAGCGACGUUUUGAAGGGAACAGUAAUGCUGGAAUCAAGAAGCAGCCUAUACUCAUACAACAUGGUGUCCUUGUGGAUGGAAUGACAUGGCUCCUGAAUUCACCACAACAAAAUCUACCAAUGAUUUUGGCCGAUAAUGGAUUCGAUGUCUGGAUUGCCAACACCAGAGGCACCAGAUUCUGCAGGAAACAUGUUUCCCUUGAUUCCGCCCAGGCGGAGUUCUGGAAUUGGUCGUGGGAUGAACUGGUGAGUUUCGAUCUACCAGCUGUUUUUGAUUUUGUCUUCAACCAGACGCAGCAGAAGAUUCAUUACAUUGGUCAUUCCCUGGGAACUCUUAUAGGUCUGGCAUCAUUCUCAGAGGGGCAUCAGGCAGACACGCUGAAAUCCGCAGCGUUUCUAAGCCCGAUUGCAUACUUGAGCCACAUGAAUACUGCACUUGGCAUGGUUGCUGCUAAAGCCCUUGUUGGUGAGAUCACUACUUGGUUCGGAGUAGCCGAAUUCAAUCCAAAAGGACAGAAGGCAUCAGCUUUUCUCAAGCGUUUAUGCAAUUACCCUGGAGUUGACUGCUAUGACCUAUUAACUGCUAUUACUGGAAAAAAUUGCUGUCUCAAUUUUUCAACCGUUGAUCUUUUCAUAAAGAAUGAGCCUCAAUCCACAGCAACCAAAAACAUGGUUCACUUGGCACAGACUGUCCGAGACGGAGUUAUAGCGAAAUACAACUACGGCAGACCGGACUAUAACCGGAUGCACUACGGAGAAGCCAAGCCACCAGUUUACAACAUCUCCGCAAUCCCACGAAACCUUCCCAUCUUCAUCAGCUACGGCGGCCAAGACGCUCUUUCAGAUGUUAAAGAUGUUCUACUAUUGCUGGACAGCCUCAAGUUCCAUGAUGAGGACAAGCUCAUGGUUCAGUUCAUCAAAGAUUACGCCCAUGCCGAUUUCAUCAUGGGAACCAACGCCAAGGAUAUUGUAUACAAUCAAGUCCUUCGGUUCUUCAAAAAUCAACAAUGAUACGUUUUGCACAAUCUAAUCUGAUCGGAUUUUCUGAACCAGCUGCUUCAAUUAUCUGUUUGGUAAUAAAACCAAGCAGUUUCUAUGUAUCAAUCUGUCUACACUAUUUCACGUUUUUCUCCCUCUCUUUUCUAGCCAUUCCGUGAAUUGGUUGUCAUAUUGGACCCCAUUAUGGACAAACCUGGACAUUGGCUACAUUUAACAAUACUCAAACUCGAAACUUUAUUCAAACGUAUUUAACUGCUUGUCACUGUACUAAACAGACAUCGGUCAAAAAUUAAAUUAUGAUUUUAAUUUUUUUAU